Chaetura pelagica (chimney swift) is the source of this 1415-nucleotide messenger RNA. It is a transcript of the gene MEAK7, whose product is annotated as TBC/LysM-associated domain containing 1. The record is from RefSeq and is a predicted model, not a curated record. NCBI's taxonomy places the organism in Eukaryota, Metazoa, Chordata, Aves, Apodiformes, Apodidae. Gene Ontology annotation, biological process: TOR signaling. Bases 6 to 1415 code for a protein of 469 amino acids. The transcript has 7 exons.
AAAAGAUGGGAAAUGCAGAAAGCAAUGUCUAUCAGAAUCACCUUUCCAGAUUUCUUCCUGAGGAGCAGUCUGACAUUGAUCAACUGUUUGAUACUUUAUCAGGAUCAAGUGGCUCAGCUGGAGCAAAAAAUGCCAAAGCUACAAAGAAAACUGUGACUCUGGCAGCACUGCAGGCGCAUAUUCGGGAGCCAUUACCAGAGCAAAUGAGUGCUCGGUUAUACAAUGGAAUGAGAAGUAUCGACCUGACUGGGAAAUCAUCUGGGCUGUGUGAACAGAUUGCUAAGGAGCAAUUUGUAAUUUUUAUGUCAAACCUCUUAAAAGGAAAUGCAGAUGAGAAGAUUACCAUAAUAAUGAGAAUGAUCUCCAAGACUGAAGGGCCUGUGAAGGGCAAACAAAUCCAAGAGUUCACAGAGGAUCUGAUCAUGUCCGUAGUCCAUGUACUGAACUACAGGAAGGAACUGAAAGGUUGGAGUUUGGAGAAUACUAGGGAUUCUACAAUUGGAACAAAGGCUAUGGCUUCCCAGCUGCUCUCAGAUUUGAAGCUUGCAGAUGGGACAAAACCUGUGGGUCCUCAGCUGAUGGAGACAAGUUUUGAUGAACAUGCCAUUCAGGACUGGGUGUACCGAGUUCCACAGAUCUCAGUGUUCCUCAGUGUUGUUAUCAGGCAAGGCCUCCAUGUUCUGCAUUCUCUCCCAGACCAAACCAAAGACAUAGUCAACCUGGUUCCAGGCUGCAAAGGCGUCAAGGGAAGAGGACUUGUCAGUCUCUUUGACAUCCCAUCCAUCAUGUACAUCAACUCCCAUCUGCCUGCAGAGCUACAGCACAAGUGGCAGCUUUUAUUUUCUUCUAGACUUCAUGGAGAAAGCUUUUCACAGUUAUGUGCACAUAUAGUGAACAAAGGUCCUUGCAUACUGAUCUUAAAGGACUUAGAUGGCUAUAUCUUUGGUGGGUUUGCAUCUCACACCUGGGAGGUGAAGCCACAGUUUCAAGGUGACAACAGAUGCUUUCUGUUUUCUGUUUUCCCCUCUCUUGCUGUAUACACGUGCACAGGGUAUAAUGAUCACUACAUGUAUUUGAACCAUGGCCAACAAACUAUGCCAAAUGGACUUGGUAUGGGUGGACAACAUGAGUACUUUGGACUCUGGAUAGACAGUGACUAUGGGAAGGGCCACAGCAAAGCAAAACCUCGAUGCACCACCUACAACAGCCCCCAGCUGUCAGCCAAGGAGGAUUUCACACUAGAUGCCAUGGAAGUCUGGGCAGUGGGAGACCUCCUUGAGCAUACUGGGACCAAAGGUAAGAAGAGUAUCCUGGAUGUAGAUCCUGAGGCCCAGGCCUUAAUGGAAAUGAUUGGAAAACCACGUCAGAGCGAAGGGCUACGGGAGCCCCUUGAAGAGGAUGAGGAUGACAACUAG